Trametes versicolor FP-101664 SS1 is the source of this 1686-nucleotide messenger RNA. Its product is annotated as DUF726-domain-containing protein. The coding region runs from base 1 to 1686 and encodes 561 amino acids. NCBI's taxonomy places the organism in Eukaryota, Fungi, Basidiomycota, Agaricomycetes, Polyporales, Polyporaceae. The record is from RefSeq and is a predicted model, not a curated record. The transcript is spliced from 4 exons.
AUGUCUCCGAAGAGUGGCCUGACGAAAGUGACCCCUUCAAAGGACCUCACAGAUGCACAGUGUCAUGCUACAUUCCAGCGGCUUCAGCGUCGCCUCGCUGCCUUCCGCAACACUGCAGAGCUCCACGCUACAGCAGAGUCGGCGUUCGUAAACACACAGGCCGCGCUUGCAACGAAAGACGCUUUCGUAGAAGCCCUCAACGCUUGGGCGGAGGAGACCCAGAAGAAUCUAUGGCUCGCAUGCCGUGAACCCGGAGGAGGAGAACCCCCCGAAUUCGACCCUCUUUCUGACACUUCCACGGUGGGCCUACCACCACUGCCACCCCCGGAGCACCUUGCGCCUCUCCUGCACACCGUCCUGCUUCUCCACGUCACCUCUAACAAGGAGUACUCCAGUCGCACCCGCACCUUCCUCUUCCUCGUCGGCCCCAUCGACGAAGAAGUCGUUGCAGCGACUCUCAAGAACCCCAAACAAGCGAUCGAAGAGGCCAGCAAGAAGACCGACGCGGCCAAGGAAGAGCAUGCGCGGAGAAGCAAGGUGCUGCGGAUGGUCGGCGUUGGCGUGGGCGCCGUCGCCGGGGGCGUCCUCAUAGGCGUCACCGGCGGGCUUGCUGCGCCUGCCGUAGGCGCGGGCGUUACCUCGGUCUUGGGCUGGCUUGGGGUCGGGGGGACUGCGGUCGGCGUACUGGCAUCCGGCCUCGCGGGGUCGUCCGUCGUGUGCGGGGCGCUGUUUGGCGCGUAUGGGUCGAGGAAGACCGCACAAGUCAUCGGCGCGUACACCAGGGAAGUGCGGGACCUGGCUAUCAAGCCCGUGCGCAAGCCCACGGAGACGAUGGCCGUCAGGUUGUGUGUUACUGGCUGGCUGGAGUCCCCCGAUGAUGUUACGGCUCCUUGGACUGUGUUCGGUGGGGAUGAUACUUUCGCAUUGCAGUGGGAAGUCGAAGCUCUUGAGAACCUGUCUUCUGCAUUGGUAGACCUCAUCAAGGCCCAGGCGAUGUUAUACAUCAAGGGGGCCAUUAUCAAGCAGACCAUCCUCGCCGCCCUCUUCUCCGCCCUCUCACCCAUGGCCUGGAUGAAGAUCACAAAGAUCAUAGACAACCCCUGGGUACAAGCCAAGACCCUCGCCGUCAAGACCGGCAAAGUCCUCGGCACGCUCCUCGCCCAACGCGUCCUCGGGACCCGCCCCAUCACGCUCGUCGGAUACUCCCUCGGCUCCCUCGUCAUCUUCGAGGCGCUCCAGCACCUCGCCUCGCUCCCCCCGUCCCAGACCAUCGGGCUCGUGCAGGACGUGUUUCUCUUCGGCUCGCCCUUGCCCGUGGACCGCGCGCAGUGGGCCGCCGUCCGCCGCGUCGCCGCCGGGCGCGUCGUGAACGCCUACGGGUCGGACGACUACGUGCUCGCGGUGCUCGCGCGCGUGUCGGGGAUGAACUGGGGCGUCGCGGGCCUGCAGCCCGUCGAGGUGCAGGGCGUGGAGAACGUCGCGUGCGACGUGGAUGGGCAUUUGAAGUGGCGUGGCUUGGUUGGGCAGUGUCUCGUGCAGUGCGGGGCGCCAGGCGUGGACAAGGCGGAGGUGGAAAGGCAGCUCGCGCGCAAGGCGGCGGAGAUCGAGAAGGAGGUGGACAUGACCGAGGAGGAGGCGGAGCGGGCUGUUAAGGCCGGGCCAGGCUCAGACGCAGUACCUCCAUAA